AUGGGCGUGGACUACUACAAGGUGCUCCAGGUGGACCGCUCCGCCAGCGACGACGACCUCAAGAAGGCCUACCGUAAGCUCGCCAUGAAGUGGCAUCCCGACAAAAACCCUAACAACAAGAAAGAAGCCGAGGCCAAAUUCAAGCAAAUCUCAGAGGCCUACGAUGUCUUGAGUGAUCCGCAGAAGAGGGCUGUCUUUGAUCAGUUUGGGGAGGAAGGUCUUAAGGGGCAGAUGCCGCCGCCCGGCGCCGGAGGAUUUUCCGGCGGGAGGGAUGGAGGCGGGUCCGCCUCUUUCCGGUUCAAUCCGCGCAGCGCGGACGAUAUAUUUUCGGAGUUCUUUGGGUUUUCGAGCCCCUUUGGUGAUAUGGGGAACAUGGCCGGUGGGUCGAGGGCUGGCCCAUCGGGCUUCCCGAGGGGCAUGUUUGGAGAUGAUAUAUUCGCCUCGUUUAGGAAUGCGGCUGGCGGAGGGGAAGGCGGCCCCAGUGCUCCUCGGAAGGCCCCUGCCAUCGAGCGAAUGUUGCCGUGCAGUUUGGAGGAUUUGUACAAGGGGACUUCCAAAAAGAUGAAGAUUUCGAGGGAAGUGGUGGAUGCCAAUGGGCGACCUUCUACCACAGAGGAAAUCCUCACAAUUGAAAUUAAGCCCGGGUGGAAAAAGGGGACGAAAAUAACUUUCCCCGAGAAGGGGAACGAGCAAAGAGGUGUCAUACCCUCGGACCUUGUUUUCAUCAUCGACGAGAAGCCACACAGCGUGUUCAAAAGGGACGGUAAUGAUUUAAUUGUCACCCAAAAGAUCUCGUUGGUCGAGGCCCUAACCGGCUACACUGCACCAGUAACCACCCUUGAUGGCCGAAAUCUGACGAUACCUGUAAACACCAUUGUUAGUCCCAGCUAUGAAGAAGUUGUUAAAGGCGAGGGCAUGCCGAUUCCAAAGGAACCAGGCAAAAGGGGGAAUUUACGAAUCAAGUUCAACAUCAAGUUCCCCAGCAGGCUCACCUCGGAGCAGAAAACGGGCAUUAAACGGUUAUUGACACCUUCAUGA
This is a messenger RNA of Striga hermonthica, 1038 nucleotides long. NCBI's taxonomy places the organism in Eukaryota, Viridiplantae, Streptophyta, Magnoliopsida, Lamiales, Orobanchaceae. The record is from the annotation of a GenBank genome assembly.